Dentiscutata erythropus is the source of this 912-nucleotide messenger RNA. NCBI's taxonomy places the organism in Eukaryota, Fungi, Glomeromycota, Glomeromycetes, Diversisporales, Gigasporaceae. The record is from the annotation of a GenBank genome assembly.
AUGUCUAAAUUCACCGCCCCAACGAAUCUUGUACCCAUAGAACAAAGCAGUGAUACUAAAAUUACUGUUAAUGGAACUUCUACCCAGGCUACCUUCGCCGUUAAGGCCGGCCUUGCACAAAUGUUAAAGGGAGGCGUCAUUAUGGACGUUGUUAAUGCUGAUCAAGCUAGGAUUGCCGAGGAAGCUGGAGCAGUAGCUGUAAUGGCAUUAGAACGUGUUCCUGCCGAUAUUAGAAAAGAAGGUGGAGUGUCCCGUAUGUCAGAUCCAAAAAUGAUCAGAGAGAUCAAAAACGCAGUGACCAUUCCAGUAAUGGCCAAAGUAAGAAUUGGCCAUUUUGUCGAAGCUCAGAUUCUUGAACAAAUUGGCAUAGAUUACAUUGACGAAUCAGAGGUUCUCACUCCUGCAGACGAACAGCAUCACAUAAACAAACAUAAUUUUAAAGUUCCAUUUGUGUGCGGAGCCAAAAAUUUGGGGGAAGCACUUCGUCGCAUUUCUGAAGGAGCAGCCAUGAUACGUACAAAAGGGGAAGCAGGUACGGGAAAUGUUGUGGAGGCAGUCCGUCACAUGCGAACUAUUACUAGUGAAAUCAGAAAAGCUUCUACAAUGAGUGAUGAAGAGUUAUUCGGUUACGCUAAAGAACUACAAGCGCCAUAUCAUUUAUUGAAGGAGACAGCAAAAUUGAAAAGGCUUCCAGUUGUAAAUUUCUCGGCAGGGGGCUUAGCAACGCCAGCAGAUGCUGCAAUGAUGAUGCAGCUCGGGUGUGAUGGAGUUUUUGUCGGUUCAGGAAUAUUUAAAUCCGGAGAUCCGGCAAAACGAGCCAAAGCUAUUGUUCAAGCGGUUGCACAUUAUAAUGAUGCAAAAAUUUUAGCAGAAGUAUCAGAAGGACUCGGAGAAGCGAUGGUAAUUAUUUAA